UCUUUUCUAGUUAAUGUAACCUUCACUUGUCGGGGGUGUUAUAAAUUUUUAAUUUACACUUGUUAAAUAAUAAACUUCCAAAUGGUCAUAAAAAUCUGCCACUAGUAAAAAUAUAAUGUAAAUGAAUAGGUACUUUGGCGAUAGAAUUUUUAUAUAUUGGCACAAUUUUUAUUUGAUUAAUUAUAUUUGAUUAGAUUCAAUAAUGUGAUGACAUUAUUUUCUUCAUCAUAAUUUAUUGCACAGGAAACUUUAAUUGUUUAAUGAAAGUUAUAAUAUACUUUCUUAAACCUGUUUCAACCCAUAACACAACGUACUGUGGACAUGAAAAAGAUCUUAUAGUAUGGCGUACGUCUUUUCAAAUUGAAAUAUCUUUUGAUGAAGCCAAAAAAGUCAACGAAAGUAAUUAUACCAUUUUGUUUUGUAGGUAAGCAUCAGUUAACCGUCAAAACUGAAAUUACCGAAGAUACCAAGAAAAGUAACUUUAGAAAUGAAGUCAAGAAGACAGUUAAUAAGCCUACAAAAACAGAAACUGUUAAAGUUAAAAAGCCUACCAUUAACAUUACUAUGGAUAAAGGGUUAUUUAAAACGAUUAAAAAUCCACGCUCUACUCCAAUUUUUGAAAAAGAUAAACACUGUAACAACUUUGAAGUUGUAUUGGCACACUCUACAGCAACGCCUAUCCGAAAUCAUAACGGGUUUGCCUAUACGUGUAUAUAUUGUACAGAACACUUUAAACAUCCCGCUGAUUUAAAAACUCACACAUUAAUGAAACAUGAUAACAGAGACGAUAGACGUAAGUUCAUGAAGACACAAACCUCAGGUGGUUAUUUACUAAAGCUAGAUAUUACUAUGUUGAAAUGUACCAUAUGUGACACAAACAUUGACACGUUAGAAGGACUAUUUGACCAUUUGCAAAACGAGCACAAAAAGCUCAUCUAUACGGAUAUAAAGAAUCAGAUCGUUCCUUUCAAAUUUGAUGGGGAAGAACUGAAGUGUGCAAUUUGUCCACGAGUCUUCACCACUUACAAAGUUUUGUUAGGUCACAUGCGUAGCCAUUACAGGAAUUAUGUGUGUGAGGUUUGUGACUACGGAUGUUUCAAUCGGAAGUUAAUGUUGACUCAUAAGAAAUCACACAAAACAGGCUCUUUCGAAUGCAACACGUGCAGUAAAGUUUUUGAAACUCUCCAGAAGAUGAGGCAGCAUUCGUAUACAAUCCAUAAAUUUAAAAGCAUGCCGGCCAAAUGUACUGUAUGUAACGAAAGAUUCAAAAGCUUCCCAAUAAAGGAUCAGCAUAUGAUUAGCGUGCAUGGAAUGAAACCAGUGGUUCGGAAAUGUCUAGCCUGUGACAAAGUGUUUCCAACCCAAUUCGCUUUACGGAUACACACAAAGAAAGAUCAUUUAAUGGAAAGGGACUACAAGUGUGAAGAGUGCGAAAUGAAGUUCUUUUCCAAGGAACAGUUGAAAUUCCACAUGUUGAAACACACGGGGCAGAAGGAUUUCCAGUGUGAUGUUUGCUUGAAAUGGUUCACUAGGAAGUAUGUUUUGAGUGAGCAUAUGCGCAUUCAUAUGAACGACAGGCGGUAUAAAUGUCUGCAGUGCGGUCGGGGGUUCGUGCAGAAGUGCAGCUGGAGAGGUCACAUGCGUUCUGUGCAUGGAGAGACUGAUAAUAGCGUGUUGUAUUAAAAGCUAUGAUGGUUUAUACUAGAUGAUGGAUUGAUUCGGCCGCGUGGAUUUAGGUUUUCUAAAUAUCCCGUGGAAACUCUUUGAUUUUCCGGGAUAAAAAGUAGCUUAUGCUAAUCCAGGAUAUUAUCUAACUCUUAUCCAAAUUUCAACUAAAUUCGUUUAGUAGUUUUUGCGUAAAGGGAUAACAAACAUACACACAAACUUUCGCCUUUAUAAUAUUAGUGUGAAGUGUGAUAUAUUUGUAAAAACCCGGUCCAGUGCGAGUCGACACGCACUCUAAGAGUUUUGUCACAUCGUACAAAAAAUCUCAAACCAGUAUGAUUAAAAUUUGCAAGUUAAUGACAGACAGCGCCAUCUUGAUUUAGUUAAACUAAUUUUAUUUGGUCGAGGGGAACCACAAAUUAACGGCUUCGGAUUUUUCCUUUAAUUGUGCUAAAAUACUUUGUAUGAUUCUAGGUCAAUGGACCCUAUAGGUUUUGAUGCUCAUGAAUUGACAGACAUUACAGACAGAGUGACAAACAGAUAGACAUACAAGGAACCAAAAGCUUAAUUACACAGACAACGAAGUGAUCCUGUAAGGGUUCCUUUAUCCUUUUGAGGUACCUACGGAACCCUAAAAAAUGACCUUUUAAAACAUCGUGCGUAAAAUGUUUAUAUAAAGAUAGAGAACAUAAAAACCACAGAAACAAAGUAAUUAAUUUUUAACUUUAUUAAUAUAACUAUAGCAAUUACAUCAUUAUUUUCUUACAUCUAAUCUUAUAUACUACAUUGCGAUCUAUGGAGCCUACUUUGACUUUGACUUAAGACUCAGACUUAAGUUUCUAUUGAAACGAGACAGAUUUAUGCCAGUGAUAUAACACUGUCUCGUUUUAAUAGUGCAAUCUGUAAAGCAAAAGUUCGCUUUACAGAUCUCAAGUCUUAACUUAAUUCUAUUGUCCUCUAAAAUAUUUAAAACUAAACUGCAGACAGGUCUAUAUCUAGUGCUAUCCUUUUCCGCAGGUUGCGUUAUGCAAGGGAUAGCAAUACACUUAGACUGCCAUUUUAGUUAAGUUAUUAUGUACAACAGAAUUAGUCACAAUCAGAGCUGAAUCUUGUGAUAUCCUUUUCUGCAGGGAACAUUAUGAAAGGGACAGAAAUACAUUUAGACCUGUUAUUUCUGUUUAAAGAUUGUCUAUUACAGAAUAAGCCACAGUGAAGUUUUUAGGGUUACUUGUAUACCGAUCUUUUUUUUUCUUCUUCUCUUGUCUGGCUUUACAAAGAUUAGCCAUUGUCAAGUUUGUAGUUAUUUACAAGUUAGGGAAACUAUAUAAGUAUGGACUUCAUCUGUGCCGGCGCU
Maniola jurtina (meadow brown) is the source of this 3019-nucleotide messenger RNA. RefSeq names its product zinc finger protein 568-like. The coding region runs from base 376 to 1683 and encodes 435 amino acids. NCBI's taxonomy places the organism in Eukaryota, Metazoa, Arthropoda, Insecta, Lepidoptera, Nymphalidae. Gene Ontology annotation, molecular function: DNA-binding transcription factor activity, RNA polymerase II-specific; RNA polymerase II transcription regulatory region sequence-specific DNA binding. Gene Ontology annotation, biological process: regulation of transcription by RNA polymerase II. Gene Ontology annotation, cellular component: nucleus. The record is from RefSeq and is a predicted model, not a curated record. The transcript has a single exon.